This is a messenger RNA of Guillardia theta CCMP2712, 1493 nucleotides long. RefSeq lists its product as hypothetical. Gene Ontology annotation, cellular component: endoplasmic reticulum. Gene Ontology annotation, biological process: GPI anchor biosynthetic process. Bases 266 to 1264 code for a protein of 332 amino acids. The record is from RefSeq and is a predicted model, not a curated record. NCBI's taxonomy places the organism in Eukaryota, Cryptophyceae, Pyrenomonadales, Geminigeraceae. The transcript is spliced from 12 exons. Gene Ontology annotation, molecular function: hydrolase activity.
GCGAAGAACAAGUUUGUGGUUCUGAGCGGCUUGAUCCUCCUCUACCAUGAGGUCUUGGUGUUCCUCUCGGUCCCUUACAGGUGCAGCUGGCCAACAACCACUUGUCCGGACGCCUUUAGAGCAGCUGUGGUUGGAGAUCCUCAGCUCACUGAUCGCUCCUCUUACUGGUUUGCUCCCUCGGGCAUGAGUGAGAAGCAUGCUUGCUGCUGCCUCGGCGUGACUGGUGUCAGUGCUAUGGCUCAUCGAACAGCUGAGCGACGUCUUCAUGAAGAAGUCGUUCCGUCAAGUGUUGGCCAUGCGACCGCAUGCUGUCUUGUUUGUCGGCGAUCUCAUGGAUGGAACUGUGAGAUUGACCGACGAGGAGUACGAGCAAGAGCUCGCUCGCUUUCGCCAUGUCUUCUCAAUGCCGCCACAUGUGCAACGGUUGUUUGUCGCUGGAAACCACGACGUGGGGAUCCGAUCUCCUGCUCUAUGUCCCGUGUGCAGGAGGCGAUUCGAGAAGCACUUUGCGAUGAGGAAGUACGCGAAGGAGAUGUCGGACUUGAUGGUGGUUGGCAUGGACUCCAUCCAAGUGUUUCACAACACCUCGAUACAAGGCUUUCCUUCCGCCCCUUGCCAGCGCAAGCUUCUCCUCUCUCACGUGCCUCUGUGGCGAGAGAGCGACUCGCCAUGCGGAGCGACGCGAGGAAGCGCGAGGGGGAUCGACUACGGGCAAGGGUUCAACUAUGAGAACAUGCUCCCCCGGUCCGUCACUGAGAACCUUCUGAGGGACGUGGCGCCCGACCUCAUCUUGAGCGGGGACGAUCACGACCAUUGCAAACAUGUUCACCUAUACCCCAGUGCUGAGGGCCAUAAGGAAGCAACAGAGAUCACCGUUGGCACCUUUAGCUGGCUGCAAGGGAACCCUCGUCCUUCAGUUGUCCUACUCUCUAUCUCUACCUGUUUGCUUCGGAAGCAAAAAUCUCACUGCUUGCGGAGACUAUCCAACGCGACUGCAACGCACGUAGACGAAGCGCGUCAGGGGGAAGUCUCAAAAGAAGCUUGGUUUGACUACAGGGUUUGCCCGUACUGCUUGUGUUUGUGCUCAGGCCAUUUCUUUACUCUUUUGCUCAGUCUGCCCAGGCAGCUUGGAGCCGUCUUCUUCUACUUGUCUUGGCUAGCCAGCUCCUUACUUGUCAGCUUCGCUUUCCAUCUGCUUUGUUUGGAAAGUCAGUCGUUUGACAUAAGUCAAGAGAGUCUGAGAGAUCUUGUUGUCGUUGACUGAUGGGACAGAAAAAUUUGAGGAGAAGCUAAAGAAGAAGGAGCGACACUGGCGUGUUCUCCUCAAGGUGCGGAGAGCUUGUGCUUUGACAUGGAAGGAUGGAAUACGAUCAUCUAGUAUCAUUCUCCUCAUGUACGGGUGUAUUCAUCUUCUUGCUCAGCUGUCUUGAUCUUGUCUCCUUUAUUCAUCGGAAAGAUUGUUCGCAUGGUAUGCCAUCAAACCAUCUCUCGUU